AUGGCGCUCGUCGAGCGCAACGCGGUGCCAGACGUCGUGCUGCGCGCGGGAAUACGCCGUAACCUGCGCGUGAAGUGCCUGAAAACGUUCGCGAACGUCGAAGAUGAGCUGCGAUGCGAGCAGGAUUUCAUCGAGGAUUUGCGCCGACGGGAAACGAUCGCGAUCGAGACGGACAAGGCGAACGAACAGCACUACGAGGUGCCGACGUCGUUUUACGAGCUCUGCCUCGGGUCUAAGAAGAAGUACUCGUGCUGCUUGUACGAGGACGCGAGGACGACGCUGGACGACGCCGAGACGGCGAUGCUGGAAAAGUAUUGCGAGCGAGGCGAAUUGAAAGACGGGAUGGCCGUGCUCGAGCUCGGGUGCGGAUGGGGGUCGCUGUCGCUGUAUCUCGCGGAAAAGUACCCGAAAUCGAAGAUCUGUGGGGUGAGCAACAGUAAGACGCAAAAAGAGUUUAUCGACGGCGAGGCGGCGAAACGAGGGCUGACGAAUUUGGAAAUCGUCACGCAAGACGUGAAUAAGUUUGAACCGCCGGGAGGGUUGGGGUCGUACGAUCGAAUCGUUUCCAUCGAAAUGUUUGAGCACAUGAAGAAUUACGACACGCUGUUCCAGCGGUGCGAGACGUGGUUGAAACCGGGUGGGUGCAUGUUCGUCCAUAUAUUUUGCCACAAGACGUACCCGUUUCACUACGACGUCGAGGACGAGAGCGAUUGGAUGUCCAAGUAUUUUUUCACCGGUGGCACGAUGCCGACGGAUAGGAUGUUUGCGUACUUUGCGCGAAAGUUGCACUUAAAGCGACAGUGGCGCGUGAAUGGAAAGCAUUAUUCGAGGACGUGCGAGGAUUGGCUCCGAAAUCUCGACAAAAACUAUAAAAAAGCGGCGCCGAUUUUGGACGAAACGUACGGCAAACAAAAUCGCACGAAGUGGUACGUGUAUUGGAGGUUGUUCUUUCUCAGCUGUUCCGAGCUCUUCAAUUACAACGACGGCAAUGAGUGGUACGUCGGGCACUAUUUGUUCGAGAAGCUCGCGUGA
This is a messenger RNA of Ostreococcus lucimarinus CCE9901, 1032 nucleotides long. RefSeq lists its product with no specific name. NCBI's taxonomy places the organism in Eukaryota, Viridiplantae, Chlorophyta, Mamiellophyceae, Mamiellales, Bathycoccaceae. The record is from RefSeq and is a predicted model, not a curated record. The transcript has a single exon. Bases 1 to 1032 code for a protein of 343 amino acids.